Messenger RNA from Encephalitozoon intestinalis ATCC 50506, 1296 nucleotides. Its product is annotated as glycerophosphoryldiester phosphodiesterase. Bases 1 to 1296 code for a protein of 431 amino acids. The transcript has a single exon. Gene Ontology annotation, biological process: glycerophospholipid catabolic process. NCBI's taxonomy places the organism in Eukaryota, Fungi, Microsporidia, Unikaryonidae. The record is from RefSeq and is a predicted model, not a curated record. Gene Ontology annotation, molecular function: phosphoric diester hydrolase activity.
AUGGAGCAUAUUGACUGGAGUAAUCCAGAGUUUUUCUUUAAAGAUGGGAUAACAAGAGACUUCACAACAGUGGAGGAAGAGUUCCAAAAGAUAAGAUCCUGUAAAUUCGAAAAAAGUCAGAGUAUUCUGGUACCUAAAAUUCUUUUGGUGAUAAAGAACUCGAAGGAAUAUAAAGGAAUGCAUGUCAAAGCGGUAGUGGAGGAAUCGAUUUCCGGAAAAACAGCCAUGGCAGAGAUAUAUCCUGAAAGUUUUCUAAUGGUCAAAUGUGAGGAAGACAUUUCCAAUAACGAAUCAUUUUCCGUCCAAGUUGAGGUGUGGAGUUCAGAAGGAAUGAUUUCUGAAAAAAGCUUUAGGAUCUUCAAUCGUGAGGUGUUUUCCAAAGUGUCGGGUUCCCUUAGUAUAACUUUUGAAGGAAGAAAAGAGGAAAUUGAAAUGGAGAUUUAUUCUAUCAAACCAUCUCAUAAUGCAAGUGAAGCCUAUGAAGACAUGAAGAUGAUAGGACAUCGAGGAUGUGGAAUGAAUGGAAUACCCUCAACAACCAUGAUGGAAAAUACAAUUUCCUCGAUCCAAGAGGCAUACAGAAUGGGAGCAAAGUGGGUAGAGAUUGAUGUACAGCUUACAAAAGAAGGAAUACCUAUUGUAUUUCAUGACUUUGUUAUAGAGGCGGGUGGACUUUGUUUAGGGAUAAAUGAGAUAACACUUCAAGAGUUUCUCCGCCUGGUGGGGAAUCCAAACGAAGAAAGACAAGAUCUUCCCUGUACACUUUCAAGACUUUUAGAAUGUGUUAGCGAUAAAAAUGGAAUCAAUAUAGAAAUUAAGUACCCCUUGCCAUCCGAAAAAAGAAAGUAUAACCUAAAGGAUCUAGAUCCUGCAGAAAAGGUUGUUGAAAAAAUAGUGGAAACAAUACAGAAAAGCGGAAAGGAAAAAAUAGUCUUUUCAUCAUUCCAUCCAUAUAUUCUUCUAAUGUUGAAGCUGGUGCUUCCCAACUUUGGGGUUUACAUGAUAACUGAAACAAAAGAUAAGGAGGAAAACCCAUAUACAAAGACCUUGUACGGUGCCCUAUACUUCUGCACAAAACUGGGGCUUGAUGGCAUUGUCUUGGAUUGGAACUGUAUAGCAGAAAACCCAGCAGAUAUUAUCAAGAUUUUCAAGGAAUUUGAUCUCAAGACAAUUGUGUACGGUGAUUCUAUUAAUAAUAGAAAUAUGAUACGCAUAUUGAACGAGUUAGGAGUCUAUGGAAUAAUAGUAGAUGAUCUAAAAUUAAUCUUUUCAGCAGAUAAUAAUGAUCAUUAUUAA